GCAAAAAUCCAUGGAACCCUCGAGGGACCACUCAAAGUCGUCCUCGACAAAGCGUUCGGAGAGCAAUUCAAAAACGAGAAGCAUAAGCACUCGAAGUUAAAAGGAGAAAAGAGGCGUGUUCGAACACCAGAAGAGUCAGCAGAAGUUACGAAGAGUCAGUUAGUAGACACUGAAAGUUACGAAUACGUUGAUGAUUUUGAAUAUGAGGAUGAGUUUGAAGAUGAAGAUGGCGUUGACGAAAACAGCAAGUUCACCCAUGGAAAGAUUGACGAAACUUCUAGUAAUGGAAUCCUACCCGUUGUGCCGUCACUUGAGCAAGUACAUCCUGGUACAGAAAAACCCAAGAGUAAGAGUUCGACGGGUGUGGCUGAACCGAUUGUAGAGGAUACACCUCUCAUAAGGAGGUUAGCAUCCCGUCAAGAGGGUCGGACACUGACUCAGUCACCACCAGUCAAACCUGUUGCAUCUGAAAAAAAGAAUGGCUAUGGAUGGGGAACAGAGAGCGGCGUACACGUAGAUGUGAAUUCGCAAGAAGACGUAAAUAUAGCAAUAUUUCGCGAGAAUCACCUGCAGAAUUCUCGAUUGAAACGGUUUCUAGAGACCGCUAGUCAGAUUAGGGAAGUUGAAAUUUCUUUGGAUAUCACCUUUUUGACAAUGGAACUAGGAAAGACCAGCACUGAAGUUGUUCAAAAAGUUCUCGUCGACUCUUACGCGAUCUCUGUUCGAUGCAUUGUAGAGCAUGCGUUCUCGAGGAAUUCUCAUAAAGCAAGUCGGGUGACAACAAUCACCUUUAAUCCGAACGAGCCAGAUCUAAUCUUGGUUGGCUUUUUUGUGGAAGAAUCACUAGCCGAAGAUAUUGUGAAUCGGACGCUUCUCGUAGAAUACUUCAUGGAAAAUGACCGGCCUCCGAAAAGGCUGUUUUCUUCCGAAGGAGAAGUAACAUCUACCUGUUACACCAAUGACAACACCACUCUAAUAGCCGGUGUAAGCGAUGGCGUAGUUGAAGUGUAUGAUUUGCUUGAACCGUCAACUACGUUUUCAUAUUCACUACCUUGGAUAGACAGCCCCAGCAAUAUUCCUCUUCGGUCACCUGCGUAUGACUCUUCUUUUCUCAGUUCCACUCUAUCUGAUGGUAAAGCGCAUCCGAUCAUAGACGUACAGGUUAUGGAAUAUGAACUCCAAUCUUUCUGUCAAGUAGCUUCCCUUGAUCAAUCUGGAACGAUUAGCUUAUGGACUGUUCUACGUAACUCUCAAGGCCAACCAGGUGUUAGACCUCAAUCUCAUCUUUCCUUACAGCUUCUCGCUUUGAUUCGACCGGACCCUUUUGUUAUGAGGUUAUCUUCUCAACCAACGCCGCUCCUCGCCACUUGUAUGGUAACCCGUUCUCACCCGCCUUUAUUUCUAGUAGGUUUCAAAGGAGUGCAUGGUGAAGUGCUUUGUGCAAGAAUGUCACCUUUCGAAGGGUCAUUGAUUCUUGUUGGUUUAUCAACGGGUUCUUUGGCCGUGUACAGCAUCGGUCAUCUUAAUCCAAUUGUUGUGCUCACGCCUCCUAUUAGCUCACAAAAACCAGCAAUUUCUGUUGAAUGGUCACCGAUAGCAUCAACUGUUCUCUACUCUCUUCAUGGACACAUAAGGCUGCUCGUUUGGGAUCUCUCUAAGGGGCUUGUACCACAAGGAGUACAUGAUUUAUCGCAGCAGGUAUAG
This is a messenger RNA of Angiostrongylus costaricensis, 1704 nucleotides long. NCBI's taxonomy places the organism in Eukaryota, Metazoa, Nematoda, Chromadorea, Rhabditida, Metastrongylidae. The record is from the annotation of a GenBank genome assembly.